AUGACAAAUUAUUUUAUUGCAUUUAUAAGUGGUGUUAUACUAUCUAUAUAUUAUUAUUUUGUGUUAAAUUAUUUCUCUCAGUUUAAAUCGAUUGAAUCAUUUCCACCACCAUAUUAUCCACUAGCGAAAGAUCAACCCAAAUUAGCUAGUAAUCAAUAUUUAGAUAAAAUAUAUCCAUCAGAAAAUAGGAAACAAUUAGGGAAAGAAAAUGCUACCAUGGUAAUGUUAGUGAGAAAUAUUGAAUUGGAAGGAGCUUUACAAUCAAUACGAUCAUUAGAAGAUCGAUUUAAUCGAGAUUAUAAAUAUCCUUGGAUUUUUUUUAAUGAUGAACCAUUUACUGAAGAAUUUAUUGAGAAAACUACAUUAAUGGCUAGUGGUGAAACUUUUUAUGAAUUGAUUCCAACCGAAGAUUGGCAACCUCCAUUAUUUAUUAAUGAAACAAAAUUACAAGAAAAUUUAAAUAAUUCUAAAACUAAUGUUAUUUAUGGUGGAAUUAGAUCUUAUCGUAAUAUGUGUCAUUUCAAUUCUGGAUUUUUUUAUAAACAAAAAAGAUUAUUAAAUUAUGAUUGGUAUUUCCGAGUUGAACCAAAUGUUGAAUAUAUGUGUGAUUUUCAAUAUGAUCCAUUUGAAUUUCUUCGAAUUAAUAAUAAAAUAUAUGGAUUUAUUAUUGCUAUUACUGAAUAUGAAAAUACUAUUCCUAAUUUAUGGUCUACAGUGGAAUCAUUUAUGGAAAAAUAUCCCGAAUUAAUUCAUCCAAAUAAUGCUAUUGAAUUUUUAAUUAGUAAAGAAAUUUCUUUAAAUCAUUAUAUUGAUUUAAUUCCUUCAGCAACUGAUUAUAAUCUUUGUCAUUUUUGGUCGAAUUUUGAAAUUGGUAAUUUGAAUUUUUUCCGUAAUCAAUCAUAUGAAACUUUUUUCCAAUAUUUAGAUUAUACUGGUGGGUUUUAUUAUGAACGUUGGGGGGAUGCACCAGUUCAUACUAUAGGAUUAAGUUUAUUGGUUGAUAAAGAUUCAAUUCAUCAUUUUGAAGAUAUUGGAUAUUAUCAUGCACCUUAUUUAGCAUGUCCUCUGGCUGAUGAUAUAUUAGCUUCUAAAAGAUGUGUUUGUGUUUCUCGACAAUCAGAAGAUAAAAUUAAUCGAACCAUUGAUACUAAUGUAUAUAGUUGUUUACCUCGAUGGUGGAAAUAUGGUUCUGGUAAAAGAUUUCUUAAUCAGAUUGAUUAUAAACGGGAUUAA
Candida dubliniensis CD36 is the source of this 1233-nucleotide messenger RNA. It is a transcript of the gene KTR2, whose product is annotated as mannosyltransferase. Lineage: Eukaryota; Fungi; Ascomycota; Pichiomycetes; Serinales; Debaryomycetaceae. The coding region runs from base 1 to 1233 and encodes 410 amino acids. Gene Ontology annotation, biological process: protein N-linked glycosylation; cell wall mannoprotein biosynthetic process. Gene Ontology annotation, molecular function: alpha-1,2-mannosyltransferase activity. The transcript has a single exon. The record is from RefSeq and is a predicted model, not a curated record. Gene Ontology annotation, cellular component: Golgi apparatus; membrane.